GACAGACAGUACUUUUUUCUUUAAUAUUACAUCCAUGGAUUUUCAAUACUUUCUAGCGUGUACCGAGGCGAGAACUCUACAAGUGCGAAACUUUAUGGAUAAAGCUGAUUUUCCUACUGUAUCGAUCGAUAAUGCCAGACCCAUAAGCAUUCAUUGGAAGAAAAAUAACUUUGCAAAAGCUAUUGUUUAGCCUAUUUAUCUUGUACAUUAUGAUCUUGAAAUUGGAUAUUAAUUAUAUUGCUCACAAUAAUAAUUAAUCAGCGUAAAGGAGGUUUAUUAAUUGAAUGUCCAUUUUUGUGGAAAUGUGAGAGAUUUAAUGCGGUGUUAAAGAGACAGCAGCGUGAUAUGAGGUUGAGUGUCGCGUUAAGAAUGGUUCCAACACACCGAGACUUGUAUGAGAUAAUAUAUCAAAGGAUAUUCGCGUGGGAUGUGUACAAAUACUAAGCCUCUUUGAGGUUUUGUGAUUCAAAUAUUAAACAAAUUGUGUAAUUGAUUUAGCUUCAAAAAGAUCGCGUUCAUGUUUGAUUAAAAAAACAACGUCGAAUGCGUGCCAAUCAAUCGUGAUUAAGUAAAUGCUUUUUGGAAACUGUUUGCUUUCUUUGAAAUAUAAACAAGGAUAACAGAUGGGUAUCGUUGAAACAACUAAACAGGUACCGAUAUUUUGAUUGUCCUUAAUAAUUUCAUUUCUUCUCUUUUAUAUGCAUGGAACGGUAUGUCAACAGACUUGAAAUCAGGCAAUGAAGUAUAAUUAUGUUUUAAUUGAUUACUAAUCAAUAGUUCAUACCAUAGAUUAGAAAUGUAUAUGCUGACACUAUAUCAGAUAUCUCAACAGUAUUUCGGUAUUUAUUAAACAUUGAUUGUGAAAACGAAAUAGGAACCGCGGCAGAUGUUGCUUUAAUCCAUACUUAGAUAAAAAGAAUUAGUUCAUCUAUACUAAAACAAACAAUGAUCUCUGGAGUGGGUUGAACAGGAGGGAUUACGGUUUUUUGUUGAGAUAGAAUUAUUUAUUUGUGUAAUAGUGAAAGGUUAUCUUUUCUCGCGUACAUCAAAAUAUUUUGCUUUCUCUUAUUUUUUUUAUUCUGUAAGGAUUGUUUUAUCUCUCAAACAAAUCAUGAAGUAUGCAAAUGAAAAUGAAUGUUUGCCAACAGAUGAGCAAAACAGUUUACAGCUGUGAUAAAGACACUGAAAAAGUUAAUAUAAACCGAACUAUGACUGUUAUAUAAAAUUCGGGAUCUGGCGAUAAAUAAUUGGCUGUGAGAGACUUAGGAAGAAGAAUUAUUCAUGAAGUCAAAAAGUGCUUAAGAAAGGAAUGAGGGCUUUGGCGCAGUUUGGCGUUCUGGUAGUUUGGAGCAGUCUAGCUGUUCUUGCACACUGUCGCCCAAUCAACGUUGGAGUUCUGAAUUCUUCGUACCAAUCCUGGAUUGACAUUCUUCAGCAGUAUGGUAGAAUAAAUGGUUCCACACACAUUGAAACAUACUCCUUGUUUGAAAAAUAUACGUUUACUUCACUCGAUAUAGAAAAAGAAAUAAAUACGACAAGAAGAGCUAAUCUAGUUGCAGUUGUUGGCCAAUACAAUCGUUUAUAUUCAAGUUUAACUGACCACCUUCGAAUCCCUUACUUCAUUACGUCAUCUGUACCACGUGAUGAGAUUCCAUCCCCUUUUCAUAUACAAAUGAUUCCAGAUUUACAAAUGUAUACGAGAGCAAUACGAGACUUAUUUGAGCACUACCGCUGGAAAAAUGCCGGUGUUCUAUAUAAUACUGAAAAUGGCGCAUCGCUGGCUGCGUUAAUGAUGGAACAUUUGAAUGGUAAAAGCGACUUGUAUGACAUACGAGCUUAUGACGUCCAACUUAACUCUUCUGCAGAAGUUGUCCGAUGGGCCCUUAAGGACCUUAGGAGAAAACUUGUUACAAAUUUUCUUAUUAUAUGCUCACCUGAAGUUGCUGAUAUUGUUUUGACUCAGGCAUUAUACCUGAGCCUACUUUCCCGUCCAAACAGCUGGCUUAUUGUUACCCUGGGUUCUGGUGAUAUAGAAAUGUCGCAAUAUAUAGAUUCCAGGGCAAAUCUAACACUUCUUCGCCUUAUGGUAGAUCCCCAAACACCCCACUGUGCCUUGCCAGACAGCGAAAUUAGCCUUACUAAAGCUCUUUACUAUGAUGUGUUUAGAAUAAUUAAUGGAACUUAUGAUGUAAAAACACCUGACGAUGAAAAAGAUAAAAUAUCCCGCUCAGAUCUUCGCCGACAGGUUAAAACGCAGAUAGAUAUAAAUGGUUGUACAGGUCCGCUUAACUUUACCAGACAAGGAAAACGCAACGAAACCUAUUUACAAAUGAUUGCUCUUGAGGGGCUCGUCGAUGGAGCGGGAUUCAACGCGUUGUGGGAGACAAAGUCCCACUGGGACGAUGAUUUUAGACCUUGGCUUGUGAAACUGUCAGGGACUUGGUACAGUGGGGGAAAAUCAACAGAAAAACGAGUACAGCCAUCACGCUCCUACAGUACAAUGCUUUCGCAAAACAACAAUAUCUUCGCAGACAGGAUACUUAGAGUAACAACGCUCAUCGAACCACCGUUUAUUCAAUGGAAAAAUAAAACACCAGAGGAAGGUUUGACAAUGGGAAACGACAAAUUUGAAGGAUUCUGUAAAGACAUUAUUGAUGAAAUUGCUAAAAUGCUGAACUUUCAAUACAAUUUGUCAGUCGUUCCAGACCGUAAAUUCGGCAGUUUAAAACCCCCACCAAGAUAUUGGACAGGCAUGAUCAGACACUUGCUGGAUGAUAAAGCUGAUGUUGCUUUGGCACCAUUCAGUAUAACACCCGAUCGGAGCGCUGUUGUUGAUUUCACAAAGCCGUUUAUGACGAAAGGAACAAGUGUUGUUGUCAGAAAACCAGAGAGGAGUGUUUGGCCUUUUCAGUUUUUAUCACCUUUGUCAAAGAUAGUUUGGAUUGCCAUAUUUCUUUCAUUUAUAUUCGUUGGAUUGUUUCUCUUUGUUGUGACAAGAAUAACAAAUGACGAUAAGACCGAUUUCAGAGAUGACUUAAAAAUGAGUUUUUGGUAUGUAUGGGGGACACUCUUGAGAGCAGACUUGUCAGGCUCUCCUUUAGCAAUGAGUGGUAGAAUAAUCAGUGCUACUUGGUGGUUCUUUAGUUUAAUCAUUAUAUCAAUAUACACUGCUAAUCUAGCUGCAUUUUUAACCAUAUCAAAUGCACAUAUACCCAUAAGUUCAGCAGCAGAUUUAGCAAAUCAAGACGAAUAUAAUUAUGGUACAGUUGAAGAUGGUCAGAUAGAAUCAUUCUUCAACAAUACUCGAAUUAGUCAUUAUGAACAAAUGCGUGCAUACAUGAUAGUGUAUAAUCCUGACUCCAAAGUGAAACGGGUCGAGCACGGGUUUGCACGUGCAAUGAAGGAAAAAUAUGCAUUCAUCUGGGACUCUCCGACUGUGAGACACGAAACUGCUAAUAAUUGUGAUUUAAUGGAAAUUGGAACACCGUUUGAUUUAAAAGGAUAUGGAAUAGCAACACAAAAACAUUCAAAGUAUUCCGAACCGUUAUCAAUGGCGGUUUUAGCACUAAAUGAUAAUGGAAUUCUGUACAGGCUCGAGGGAAAGUGGUGGAGACGCCCAAAUUGCCCUGAUCCAAGAUCAAAUGCCAAAAGCAAAGAAAUUGAGAUAGAAGUUGCCUCAGGGAUGUUUAUAGUUCUUCUUGGUGGAAUAAUCCUGUCGGCUGUUGUCUGUGUUAUACAGUAUAUUGUACAUAAACACUGCAAAUUAUGUAGAAAGCUCUUUGCACCAAGGGAACCGGAAAUUCAAAGCAAUCAUAAUCAUGUGACUACAUCACUGGAGGACCAUGUAGAUGAAACAACAGUUGUAUUGUCAAGAACGUUGAGUAUUGGUGAAAAUUGUGUCAAUACCAAUAAAUGGGAAAACAACCAUGCGUGCGCUAAUUCAUCUGUUACGUGACACAGACAAAAUCGUAUAUUUUGAGAAAACUAAUAUUUCCGAGAACGAACUGACACAAUUGAUGGGUUUAGAAAGUUGUGACUUUGUCUGGACUUGUGAACGGAGAGCAGUUUUAUAUGACGAACGGGACAGAGACGGUCAUGAAUCAUUUGCGGAAGGUUUGAUAUGUUAUGUCAGAUGAGAAUGUGAUGUUUGAGGCAAUGAAACGGGGAGGUAUAGUUUUGAUUUAUCUGGUUUUCAUCCUUUACAGAUAAAAGCUUUGCGUCGUGAAAAAUAUAUGAUCGCUUAGGCCAAAAUCUAUGGAGCAUAUCUAACCACUUUACUUUGUGAAAAUACACAAAUGAGAAUGUAUGCAAUAGAUUAUAUGUGCAGUGGAUGAUAUGAUAUUUCUGAUUGGCACAAAUGUGAAAUGUGUUGAAUUUGAAUAUCGUUCAAUUGUAAAUAGUGUCCAGAUUGAAUGCAAUGCACUGUUUUGUGAUGAUUUAACCACCUAUGUUUAUUAUUCAUGUUACUAUUUGAUCCCUGUUUCUGUAUAUUUUAUACGUAUAAUAUAAUAAUAUUCAUUGUCUUUGAAUUUGUUUUCAAAUUGGUGGUUUAGUAGAUGUAAUUAAAUGUGAUUAUAAAGAAGCAAUUUCAUGCUUGCCUCUUUUUGAGUUUCAAUUUUUAUGACGUUAUCGCACGUUCUGCUUUAAAAGCAUGUACACAACUGUCAAAAGAAAUAUUUACAGAUUUUAUUACUAUUCACCAAAGAAUGAUAAUUAAAUAGCUGUCGUUAACCUUUUCCAAAUAAUAAAGUACAAUAUUUCCCGGAGGGAACGGUCAGUAUUUAUUUGAUGAUAAACAUGUGAUAUUUGUAACAAAAUUACUAAAAAGUAUUCUGCUAUUACCACAAAGAAACGACCAUUAUUUCUUUUUUAUACUGUUCUAUUUAAAUCUAAAAAGUAUGUAAAAAGUCCAUUUUAUAACGUUUAUUGAGCUAAGACAUAAUUUUAACACCUGCUAAAUUGGCUUUUUAUCCAUGUUUCAAAACAUCUUGCUCUUAUGAAAAAUGUAAAGUUCAUGUGUAUGUUAAUGUCAAGCACCACUAUUUCUUGUAUAUAGAAUGACAUUCAGUCACAUAUAGCAAUGCAACUGAGCAAGGAGGAAAACACUAUUAAGAGUUGAAAAUUAAGUACCGCUCAAGCCGGUGCUAGGGGGCGUGAGGGAUGUUGCACUUAUUUAUUAUCCCUCAUGUACAGACUCGAUUAAACCGAGUCUGCAAUUUUCAUGUAAUUUUGUUGUGAUUAAUGCUUCCGAGGGUUCACUUUGUUUCCAGAUUUUUAUUAUGUUUUUUGCGGUGAAAUAACUAAGAGUUUUGAAGAUGAUUUAAUUUUUUUUAUUAAACUUUAGGAGUCAUUGAAAUGUUAAUUAAUUCACAAAGAUAGACAAAUAAGACAUCUAUGUUAUGUAUAAUUGUACACAUUUGCUUAUCUCAUCUUUGUUAAGGUAUUUGAUAUUGAGUGUAUGGGUUUGAACAUAUGGUCUGUUUUGACACAAAUGUUUGUUUAUGUUACAUCCAUUAUAAAUAACAUGUUUUCACAAACACUACAAUACAAUAUAUGAUAUUCAUAAUGUUUGGACAAAAUUGCAAAAUAUUGAAUAAAUUGUAGAAAGAAAAA
Ruditapes philippinarum (Manila clam) is the source of this 5613-nucleotide messenger RNA. RefSeq names its product glutamate receptor ionotropic, kainate 2-like. Gene Ontology annotation, molecular function: glutamate-gated receptor activity; transmitter-gated monoatomic ion channel activity involved in regulation of postsynaptic membrane potential. The coding region runs from base 1310 to 3955 and encodes 881 amino acids. Gene Ontology annotation, cellular component: plasma membrane; postsynaptic membrane. The record is from RefSeq and is a predicted model, not a curated record. Gene Ontology annotation, biological process: synaptic transmission, glutamatergic; modulation of chemical synaptic transmission. The transcript is spliced from 13 exons. Lineage: Eukaryota; Metazoa; Mollusca; Bivalvia; Venerida; Veneridae.